AUGGCGGCGAUGGCGCCCGGAGGUGGUGGCAGUGGUGGCGGCGUAAAUCCAUUCCUCAGCGAUUCCGAUGAGGAGGACGACGAGGUAGCGGCCGCCGAGGAGCGGCGGUCCGGACUUCGGCUGGGUGCUGGGGUCGGCGUAGAUCCGGGCUCUGCGGGCUCGCUGUCGCCACAGGACCCCGUGGCCCUGGGGAGCAGCGCGCGACCAGGACUCCCUGUGGAGGCGACCGCGGCUCCGGCGGCCUUGGGGGGCAGCGGGGAGACCACUGCCCGAUUGUCCAUCGAUGCCAUCGCCGCCCAGCUGUUGCGCGAUCAAUACCUGCUGACUGCCCUGGAGCUACACACAGAGCUGUUGGAGAGCGGCCGCGAGCUACCGCGGCUGCGCGAUUACUUCUCCAAUCCUGGCAACUUCGAGAGGCAGAGUGGGACCCCACCAGGGAUGGGGGCGCCCGGGAUCCCCGGAGCACCCAGCGUUGGAGGCGCUGGAGGCCGGGAACCGAGUACGACGUCGGGCGGAGGACAGCUCAAUCGAGCUGGAAGCAUUAGUACUCUUGAUUCUUUAGACUUUGCAAGAUAUUCAGAUGACGGUAACAGGGAAACAGAUGAAAGAGUGGCAGUCCUGGAGUUUGAACUACGGAAAGCCAAGGAGACCAUUCAGGCCCUCCGAGCCAACCUAACAAAGGCUGCAGAACAUGAAGUUCCUUUACAGGAACGAAAAAAUUACAAAUCAAGUCCUGAAAUUCAGGAGCCAAUCAAACCUCUUGAAAAGAGAGCUCUCAACUUCCUAGUCAAUGAGUUUUUGUUGAAGAAUAACUACAAGCUUACUUCAAUAACCUUUUCAGAUGAAAAUGAUGAUCAGGAUUUUGAAUUAUGGGAUGAUGUAGGAUUAAACAUUCCCAAACCUCCAGACUUGUUACAACUUUACCGAGAUUUUGGAAAUCAUCAAGUGACUGGAAAAGAUCUUGUGGAUGUGGCCAGUGGAGUAGAUGAAGAUGAAUUAGAGGCUCUUACACCAGUUUUAGGCAGCGUCCCUCGAACAACCGAUACUCCCCAGCCUCUAGAGAACUCCUUGCUAGUACAGAAAUUAGAAGAUAAAAUUAGUUUAUUAAAUAAAGAAAAAUGGUCAUUGAUGGAACAAAUCAGAAGACUUGAAAGUGAGAUGGACAUCCUCAAAACUGAGCACUUUACCAACCCAGCAGUUGGUGAUUCUGUUCAGCCUUCCCAAAAAGAUUCCGAAGACAGUAGACGGAGCCUAAUUGUAAAUAGUUCAGACCAGGAAACAAACAAGGAUGGUCAUCUUGAAACACUAGGUGGAGCUGAUUCCUCGACUCCUAAAGAGAAUUCCACAGGUUCUUUCCCCAGGAAGGAAAGAGAAGAAAUGCCACCUUCUAUAUCAAGCAAAACCAUGGUCCAUUUUGAUCAACCCAAUAGAAAAUUGUCGCCAGCUUUCCACCAAGCACUACUCUCUUUUUGUCGAAUGUCUGCAGAUAGUCGUUUAGGAUCAGAGGUGUCUAGGAUUGCAGACAGUGAAAAAAGUGUUAUGUUAAUGCUGGGACGAUGCCUGCCACACAUUGUUCCUAAUGUACUGUUGGCAAAAAGAGAGGAGUUGAUCCCCCUCAUAUUGUGUACAGCAUGCCUACACCCCGAACCUAAAGAAAGAGACCAGCUCCUCCACAUACUCUUCAACUUGAUCAAGAGGCCAGAUGAUGAGCAAAGGCAAAUGAUACUGACAGGUUGUGUGGCAUUUGCACGUCAUGUUGGACCAACUCGUGUGGAAGCUGAACUUUUACCACAGUGUUGGGAACAGAUUAAUCACAAAUAUCCAGAAAGACGACUGCUUGUAGCAGAGUCCUGUGGAGCACUGGCACCUUACCUUCCCAAAGAAAUUCGUAGUUCCUUGGUUCUUUCAAUGUUGCAACAAAUGUUAAUGGAAGAUAAGGCAGAUUUGGUAAGAGAAGCUGUGAUCAAAAGCCUGGGUGUCAUUAUGGGCUACAUUGAUGAUCCUGACAAAUAUCAACAGGGCUUUGAAUUACUGCUUUCAGCCCUGGGUGACCCCUCUGAAAGAGUUGUUAGUGCAACACACCAAGUAUUUUUACCAGCUUAUGCUGCCUGGACAACAGAACUUGGAAAUUUACAGUCUCAUCUUAUACCGACACUACUGAACAAGAUUGAAAAGCUUCUCAGGGAAGGAGAGCACGGGCUGGAUGAACACAAGCUCCACAUGUAUCUUUCUGCCUUGCAGUCCUUGAUCCCAUCUCUCUUUGCAUUAGUGCUUCAGAACGCACCUUUCUCCAGCAAAGCCAAGCUGCAUGGUGAAGUGCCACAGAUCGAAGUGACCAGGUUCCCUCGGCCUAUGUCACCUCUGCAAGAUGUGUCUACUAUUAUUGGAAGUCGUGAGCAAUUGGCAGUGCUACUUCAGCUUUACGAUUACCAGCUAGAGCAUGAGGGCACAACAGGCUGGGAGAGCUUGCUGUGGGUUGUUAAUCAGUUGUUGCCACAGCUUAUUGAAAUAGUGGGCAAAAUUAAUGUAACUUCAACUGCCUGUGUCCAUGAAUUCUCCAGAUUUUUCUGGCGUCUUUGCCGGACAUUUGGCAAAAUUUUUACAAACACUAAGGUAAAACCCCAAUUCCAGGAGAUUUUAAGACUCUCUGAAGAAAACAUUGAUUCCUCAGCAGGAAAUGGGGUCCUCACUAAAGCUACAGUCCCCAUUUAUGCCACAGGAGUCCUCACGUGUUACAUUCAGGAAGAGGAUCGAAAGCUGCUAGUUGGCUUCUUAGAAGAUGUAAUGACGCUGCUUUCACUGUCUCAUGCUCCUCUUGACAGCCUGAAGGCUUCUUUUGUGGAACUUGGUGCAAACCCUGCCUAUCAUGAGCUGUUGCUGACUGUUUUGUGGUAUGGUGUUGUCCACACUUCUGCACUUGUCAGGUGUACUGCUGCUAGGAUGUUUGAGCUGUUGGUGAAGGGGGUGAAUGAGACUCUGGUAGCUCAGAGGGUGGUUCCUGCUCUCAUUACUCUCUCCAGUGACCCUGAAAUCUCCGUUAGGAUUGCUACAAUCCCAGCGUUUGGCACUAUUAUGGAAACAGUUAUUCAGAGAGAGUUACUAGAAAGAGUGAAGAUGCAGUUGGCUUCUUUCCUGGAAGACCCUCAGUACCAAGACCAGCAUUCUUUGCAUACAGAGGUUAUCAGAACAUUUGGCAGAGUCGGGCCUAAUGCAGAACCUCGCUUCCGAGAUGAGUUUGUUAUACCACAUUUACAUAAAUUAGCCUUGGUGAAUAACUUACAAAUUGUGGAUUCGAAAAGACUGGACAUCGCAAUCCAUCUUUUUGAAGCCUACAGUGCACUGUCCUGUUGCUGUAUCCUUGCUGUGUUGAGCUGUAUAUAUAAUAAACCCAGGUGUAAAAAAUCAAGUGGACAUUUUGGAAGUUUUGGUUCAACUUGCUGUACCUAUUUUACUGUAGCCAUCUCAUAAUUUUUAAAGGAAAAGCAGAAGUCACUGUCACUCCUGAUUCAUCUUGUUGGAUUUUCAACUUAGAGAAGAUAGAGGAAGCAGAUGAGGAACUUCUGUUCUGAGUUGGCAAGGAGGAAUCUUUUUAUGAAGAAGUGAUAGAACCCUGACAAGAGAGCUAUGAUGGCGUGAGAAUUAGAAAUUCAGUCCUGGAAGUAUUUGUUAUAAGUUAAGCAAAAUUCACAUGUAAUCUAUAUUAGCCAAUGUGCCUCAAGGAAAAGGGAAAAGUCCAAGGACAACUUUAGCUCUAUAAAACAGAAUUUCCAAAUAAGAGAAGCAGUGGUUAGUGAAGAACAUAGAAAUGUAUACAGAGAAAUUAUCAAGUGUUUCAGUAUGCACAAACUAUAAUAAAGUGAAAACUCCCUUGCUAAGACAAGAAGAGGAAGAGCUAUCUUAAGAGUAGUGUACUCUGUUGUGUCUGACUUGCACCCUGGUUGAGUCAAGAGUGUGGUCACUAACGGAGUCCCAUUGCCCAGGUCUGUUCUGUAAGAGCUGAUUAGAAUAUGGCUUCCUUUCAGAACUGUCAUAGGAAAAUUACAUGUAUCAUUGGGCCCAGUAACAAAUAAAAUGUCAUGACAAGCUUGAAGGACAUUUAAAAAUAUCCAAGCUACAGAGUAGAUGGCUUAGGGGUGAUGAGAAAAUUUGACAAGGUGUGUGUUGAAGAGAGAUGAAUGGCUGCAUAUGGUGUACAUGGAGGCCAGAGGUUAAUGUUGGGUGACAUUAACAUUGACAUAUUUUAAAGAAAGUUAUGUAGAAGGAGGAUCGCAGAGUGUGUCUAAUGAAACUCUGAAUGUCGUCUUCUUGGCAUCUGACCAGUUACCACUGAGAUAGAGGUGGUUUCAGUAUCAGAUAGGACUAAAUGAUAGGAGUAUUUCUAGUCCUUGAAAGCUGGUUUGGUUUGAUUUUAUAAGGAAAAGAUAGGCCCUAUUAUGAGUAAAAAGAAUAACUUCCCUAUUUUCUAUAAGUAUGGCCUUCUUGAGUCUCCAUGCCCAUGUUUCUCUAUAUCACUCUCUACUAAUCCAAAGGUCACCCACAGUUACAUCUUGGAGGUACUUUCCCAGUGUCUAGGAAACAAGACUGUAUAGUAAUUAGGCUGCAGCCCUCUGUAUCGUGUAUAUUUUUAAAUUGUGUGUGUGCGGGAACGUGGGUAUGUAUUCAGUCCCCCACAAUAUUUGUCAUGACCCAGCAUGUCUGGUAUGUGCAUGGCAGCCAUGCACAUGUGGAGGCCAGUGGACAGCUUUCCAGAGUUGGUUCUCUCCCAUCUUCAUGCCAGUUUCAGGGAUGGAACUCAGGUCACCUCAAGUUUCUGUAACAGCUGCUUUUUCACUGAACCAUCUUGGAGGCCCCAUGUAUAUUUUUAAUACCUAUUGAAUUUAUAAGUUAUGCAUUAUAGGAGCUUCGUUUAUGAGCAUUGUAAACAUUUUCAAGGAAGUGGAAAUAUAUUACAUUCCUUUUUUUCUUAAUGAAGUUCCUGGUAAAUUUUUAAAUUAAGCAAGUUUCAUAAAGGAACUCAUUUACUUCGUUUUUUAUUUGGACAUGGUACAAUAUUAACCCAGAGCUAGAAUAAGAAUAAUGCAGAAUUGAUGUAAAUGUAUAAGAUGAAUUAUUUUCUUGAGAAAUGCUCUCAUUUCGUAUUCUUUUAAUGUGGAGAUAAUCAACUAAAGCUCAAAGACGACCAGGACCUAAAGAAAACUGAAUGUACACAAAGGCCCUGGUUGAUUCAUUCUGGACCAUUAGAAAGUCAUUUUAGCUAGGCACUCAGGAAGCAGAGGCAAGUAGAUCUCUGUGAAUUCAAAGUCAACCUGAUCUACAAAGUGAGUUCCAGGACAACCAGGGUAACACAGAGAAACCCUGUCUCAAAAAACCCAAAGAAAGAAAGUCAUUUUAGCAGAUGUUAAAACAAAAACAAACACAAAAGCAUGUGACUGGAGAGAGAUGGCUCAGUUUGGAGCCCUGACUACUCUGCAGACCAUUUGUGUUCAAGUCCUAGCACCCACAUGGUGGCUUACAACCAUCUGUGACUCCAAUUCCAGGGGAUCUGAUGUCCCUUUCUGGCUUCUGCAGACACCAGGUACACAAGUCAUACGUCCAGACAAAAAUCCAUACACAAAAUAAAAUUAUUUCAAUUGAAAAAGGAAGAACCCAGAAAAAUAUGUAUGCCUUAGACAAGUUAAUCUGACCUUAAGUUAUCAAGUAUGUUGUCAUUGAUUGUGCUGCCAUUUAUAUGAGGAUCUGCUGGGUUAUAGGUGAGUGUCAGCCUCAGGUAAAGCACAUCUGUAGUGCACAGUGGGUCUCUAAAGAGAAUCCCAAAUGGUUCUGAUGAGGAAUGGAGACCUUUUUUCUAAAUUUUCUCAUACUCCCAAUCUUUUGUAAUUAAUUAUCUUACACAUAACAAUUAAAUAGCAACUUGUUUUUAUCAGUUUUUUUCAUAUCUUUCAACUUAGCUAUCAUGAAAAUAUUUUCAUGUGUGCAUGUGAAGGUCAGAGAUCAACCUCAGGUAUUGUUCCUCAGGAACUGUCCACCUUAAUUUUGAAGACAGCAUGUCCCCCAGAUUUCCUCGUGUCUCCACCUCCCUGGACAUCAUUGCACCAGUUCUGUGCCUUUUCUCUACCCACCCUGUAAAUGCUUUAUUACCUCUCAUAUUUAGAACUUACUUAGGAUAGUGUUAGAUUACAUAAUUUAAUGUUCAUAGUCAUAUUUUGCUUAUAUAGUAGUUAGUUAAAUUAUAAACUGUUAGAGAUAACACCAAUAACAUAAAUAAAUGUGUAAGAAUAUACCUGGGUGAGUCUUAGUAUCAACUUUUCCCAUGAAGGCGCUGUCUAUGAAGGAAGCCUGACUCCUUCCUGAGUGUGUGCUGUGCCUAGACACUAUCUAGAAUCAUCUCUCUUUGUGAUCUCUGCUCUGAUGGCCCCUUUUUGGGUUUCUUCCUUUUCCUUAACCACCUU
Molecule: messenger RNA, 6449 nt
Organism: Cricetulus griseus (Chinese hamster)
Lineage: Eukaryota; Metazoa; Chordata; Mammalia; Rodentia; Cricetidae
Source: RefSeq, a predicted model, not a curated record